This is a messenger RNA of Astyanax mexicanus (Mexican tetra), 7241 nucleotides long. It is a transcript of the gene fam135a, whose product is annotated as family with sequence similarity 135 member A. NCBI's taxonomy places the organism in Eukaryota, Metazoa, Chordata, Actinopteri, Characiformes, Acestrorhamphidae. The record is from RefSeq and is a predicted model, not a curated record. The transcript is spliced from 22 exons. Bases 702 to 4934 code for a protein of 1410 amino acids.
UUUGGUUUGAUGGCUUGUGAUCAUCCAUCUUCCUCUUAAUUAUAUUCCAGAGGUUUUCAAUUUGGUAAAAUCAAAGAAACUCUUAAUUUUAAAUAAAACAAAUAAAGCUUAUUAUUAUUUUCCUCUCAGCUGCAGCAGCAUCUUCAGUUCACCCUGUUUAUUAUAUAGAGAGAUGGAUUCCGCCCCCUGUCACCCAGAUCCCGCCACUGCUCCUUCCAGCGCUCCUCUCCACCUUCCAGAAGUUCAGAAGAAUAAACAGCGGGCUGGGUUUAGUGGAUCAGAGCUUUAACUGGAGUUUAGUCUAAAAAUCGGAGUUAAAUCGAGGUAAUAAAGUGGAGAACGGCGCGGUUUAAUACCCGAGAGGAGCUCCAGGAUUUAACCUAACCCAGCUGUCUGACUGACUGUCUGGGUUAGCUUCAGCUGACAGCGGUAUGCGGUGAGAAGGGCAGCCGGGGAGAGACGCCUGGAGGUCGGGCUCAGUAAGCGAGCCGCCCGGUGCCUUGGCCUGGAAGUGGAGCGGUUUAGCUUUUAUAGCUAACAACCUGGGAAUGCACCGGUCUGAGGCAUGAAUUUGUAGAUAUGAUCUCAACGCUUGACCAUGGUUUUAUUGGACUCAAGCCAAGGACACAGUAGCAGAAGGAGCAAAGAUGGUUAUGCUGCAGAGGAUCUGAAGCUGGCCUUGCUCCACCCCUAAAGCCAGUAUGAGUGAGGUCCAGGCCACUGUGGAGUUCUCCGUAGAGCUCCACAAGUUCUACAAUGUGGAUCUCUUCCAGCGAGGGUUUUAUCAGAUACGUGGUAGUAUGAAAAUACCACCUCGGACCCCUCACAGAGUCGAGGCCAGUCUUCUCCAUCCCACAAGUUCAGAUUUGGCGUUUCCUGCCUCGGUGCAAGACGACGUCAUCUGCAGCAAAACCUUUCAGAUCCUCUACAAGAACGAGGAGAUCGUCGUCAACGACGUUCUGAUAUUUAAGGUGAUGAUGCUGCUGGAUGAGAAGAAGGUGGAAGAGUCUUUGAAUGAGAUGGACUUUCAGCUGGCUUUGGAUCUCUUCUUCACAGAUGGCGACUAUACGCCGGAGGACUCCAGCUCCCUGCAGAGUAUCAGCAGCCGGACCUUACGCUUGCACUUUAGCCUCCACAGAGGCAUCCACCAGCACGUCAACGUCAUGUUCGACUACUUCCACUUAUCCGUCAUCUCCGUCACCAUCCACGCCUCCCUCGUAGCCCUGCAUCAGCCUCUCAUCAGUUUCCCCCGACUGGUUAAAAGCACCUGGCUGAACCGUAACGCACCAGCACAGAGCAAAGACUCCCUCAUCCCAACUCUGGAGUCUGUAGUGUUCGGAAGUACCUACGUCAAACAGCUCUCCCCAGAUGGAAAGACGUUCCUGGUAUCGGACCAGUGUCUGCAGCAUGCCUUCACCCUGCAUCAGAGCCUGUGUGCCAGUCUGCUGUUGGCGUACCAGGGCCUCUUCGAGUACUUCAUGACUCUCACCAAGAGCCUCCCUGCUUCCCAACGCCUGGAGCUUGCCAAGCCCAGCAUGCAAGUCCUUUAUGAACGAGUUCUCAGAAGACCUUUUCCCCGAGGCCAAAGGCGCGUCUACAUAGAAAAACUAGAUGUGGAAGCCCGUAUUCAAGAGCUUUGCGAACAAGUCAAGCAGAGGGCAGAGAGCCCAGACGAGCUGGCUGAGCUGGUGAACAUGAACCUUGCCCAGCUGUGCUCUCUGCAGAUGGCUCUGUGGGGCCAGUUCCUGGAAGCCAUCUCUCUGCACGAGAGCGUUUCAGCACUGCUGGCUCAAGAACACCACGCCCUGAGGGUGCGGAGAUUUGCUGAGGCGUUCUUCUGCCUGGAACACCCGAGACAGGCAGCUCUGGCCUUCCAGGAACUGCAUGCACACAGCCACCAGCAGAUGACUGCAGCUAUUAAGAGCUCCUCAUACUUCCUUUCCCUGCCGCCACUUCCUGUGGAAUGUGCUGACCUGGACGGGGACGUGAACUCCCUGCCCAUCAUCUUUGAGGAUCGAUAUCUGGAGUCUAUUACGGAGGAUCGUGAUGGUCCGUGGCUUGGUCUGCACAACACCAGGACUGGUUCUGUAUCUAGUAAAGCAGAUAAGCCUAAUUCAAAAGAGUUGGGUGCCAGUGCAGUAGGUCCCCUCAGCCCAGACCUCCACCAGUCCGCUCUGGCCACCGGCUGGGCAGAACCGAAUGAGCCUCCAAUCAAAUCCAAGGCCAAGUCAAUCAAACUCAAGAAGAACGCCAAGACUGAGAAUGCAAAAAAGCUGAUCAGACAGACCUCAAAGGACUCGGUAGUUCUGACCGGCUACAAGAACUUGAAGGUUCCACAUGGUGACCCGGCUGGCAAGUCCAAAGAGGGCGACCCCAAGUGCAAUCAAAAAGAGGAGCAAGACUUAUUGUCUGGAGAUCCCGGCAGUAGGUUAAGCUCCACAUUAAAUAAAUCCAUUUAUCAGAAUGACGCCACAACCACUCACACUAUAGACUGUCUUUUGAACGACAGCCAGGCUAACACUGGUAUCCAGAGGGACAAUUUCACAAAUCUUUUAACUUUGCAAGCACAGGCCAGGCCCCAGGCAGGUACUGGAGCUGGAGCCCCCGAAAGCAAAACGGCACAUGGUGUUGACGGUUUGAUCGCGCCUGCUGGGCUUCGGCAUAUCGAGGUCAAACCUAGCGACAAGAACCCCUACCAGGGCGAUAAGGUCACCAUCCUCUUUCCGUGCCCAAGCGAUCAUCCAGCCCCCAGGAGGGACAUUCCUGAGAUCAAACAGAUAGACUGCUGCGAGUCCAAGCCUCAAAGUGGGCAGAAUCAGAAUCAGGAGGGGCUGCAGGGGACCACCGAUGUGGCUCUAGUGGCUAGUUGUGCAAUGUCAUUGAGGAGCGACAACAUACCAAUUGCCUCCUCGCGCCUGUCGGAUUCAGGCAUCGAGAGUGAGCCAAGUUCGGCCACUCAGUUGGCACCAGGUCCACUGGGCAACCAGGCUUCUUCUUCCCUUCUCGCUGGAGUGGAUCUAGAUUGGGUUCCUUUACCGGUUGAACAAUUAUCGGUCGAACCGACAUCUCAAUGUGCUGGCGCAAAGCAGCUGCCUCAACUCAGUCCCGCGUCGAAAGCGUCCGCAACGCCAGAGCUGCCAAACCCAGAGAGCACCAGCGCCGUGAGCGGCGUCCAGUCUUCCCUAACCUCCAUCAACUCGCUCCCCUCAGACGAUGAGGUGGAGGGCGAGACAGUGGGGAGGAAAUCCAGCGUCAUCGUGCAAGAGCAGACCUUGGUUUUCUCCGGAGGUGCCGACAUCCGCCUUCCGUUGUGCACCAACAUCCCAGCAAGGACUGUACCUCAAAGAGGAGCCACCACUAGCCUCGGAGAUGAUUCGGUGUUCCAUAAGGACGACGUUUCUGUGCUUCUGUCCCUUUGCGGAGGAGGAGCUAGCUCGUCAGCUCCUGACAAGGCUUCAGAUCCUCCAGAUCUUGGUCCUUCUAGCGUAGGUGCACCAGAAGUCUCCAGUGACCUGCAGACAGCCGCUCAGUCUAGCACCUCCGCCACCAGCAGCACAGACCUGGUGAAGAAAGGCUUGGUGGAGAACUACUUCGGUUCGCGUUCCAGUACAGAUAUAUCCGAGAUCAGCCCCGUGGAGACUUCCGCUAUCACCUUGGGCAAUCAAGCGCGUUCCAACGCCGCCGAGAAAGAGGAAGCAGCAGCAACAGCAGAAGACGAAGAAGAGCAAGAGCACGAGAUGAUCGAGAACGGCUACUACGAGGAAACCGACGCACCGCUCUAUGUCAACGGUCUUCCCGAAGAGGAUGCGAAGGCUGGAGAGGUGGAGGGCAGUGGAGGCGGAGCCGAGGCACGGAGUCUCUUAUACGAUCAGCUGGGGUUCGAGCACCUCAGGGAGACGUACUCUCCUAGAACUAGCCUGAAAACCCGGUCUUCGGAAGCGGCGAUGACCUGCAGCAACCUUUGCUGGUACGAGACGGCGCCUCCUGCUCAGAUGAAGGCGUUUGUUCAGGCGAGGGAGGAGCUGAAGCAGCUGAAGCUGCCCGGGUUUCUGUACAGUGAAGUGGCAGAGCUGGCCUCCACCGUGCCGUAUUUCAGCCUGGACGAGGACGAGAGCUGUGACGAGGGGGUUCACCUCAUCGUGUGUGUGCACGGGCUGGACGGUAACAGUGCAGAUUUACGGUUGGUGAAGACGUAUCUGGAGCUGGGUCUGCCUGGAGCUCGCAUUGACUUUCUAAUGUCGGAACGUAACCAGAACGACACCUUCGCUGACUUUGAGUCUAUGACUGACCGACUGCUGGAUGAAAUUGUGCAAUACAUACAGAUCUACAAUCUCACCGUUUCCAAGAUAAGUUUUGUGGGUCAUUCUCUGGGGAAUCUGAUCGUGCGGUCAGUGCUGACCAGGCCCAGGUUUAAGUGUUACCUGAGCAGACUGCACACCUUCCUGUCACUGUCCGGCCCUCACCUCGGCACCCUCUACAACACCUCGGCUCUCGUCAACACGGGGCUGUGGUUCAUGCAGAAGUGGAAGAAGUCCGGCUCGCUGCUGCAGCUGACCUGCCGGGACCAUUCAGACCCGCGACAGACCUUCCUCUACAAGCUGAGCAAGAAAGCAGGUCUUCAGUUCUUUAGGAACGUGGUGCUGGUGGGCUCUCUGCAGGACCGCUACGUGCCCUAUCACUCCGCUCGCAUCGAGAUGUGCAAAACAGCCUUAAAGGACAAGCAGACGGGCCCGGUGUACUCUGAAAUGAUCGAGAACCUGCUGGUUCCGGUGCUUCAGAACAAAGACUGUAACCUGGUGCGCUACGAUGUCAUCCACGCACUGCCCAACACCGCCAACUCCCUGAUCGGCCGGGCGGCGCACAUCGCCGUCCUCGACUCCGAGAUUUUCCUGGAGAAGUUCUUCCUGGUGGCCGGACUGAAGUUCUUUCAGUAGAACCAGGAGAACCAGGAGAGAACCAGGAGAGAUCCAGGAGGCGGGAAGCGAAUACCUCAACACCCCGACAGACAUUCAACAGCGUAUCACUAUUUUUUUAUGGUUUUAAAUAUGCCUCUGCCUUGGUCCAGUGGGGUAAAGAGAAGCGUAUGUCAGUGUUUUUACAUUUCCUUCUGGAUAUUUGUUUUUAUUCGGUCUGUUGUGAAUGUGGGAUUUACCGUUUUUAUUUUUGUACUGCUAUUUUUCUUUUUAAAAGACUGAUUUACGGUUGAUUUUUAUUUUAUUUUAUUAUUUUAAUUUUUUUUUUUUGUUCGUUGGUGAGAUAAAGCCAAGUCUCUUUCUUUGUAAAAUUUCAGUGUUAUUUAUCUAUUAUCAAGUUCUAUUUUGCCAGGUUUCUUCCACAGUACAAUCGAAUUCGUUUGAUUUCAAUCUUAUUCAUGCUGAACUGGAAAAGUAGCUGCUACAAAACUAACAAACAAACGAAAAAAGAGCGAAAUAUUUAUACGUAGAGGCUGAUAACUUUAUAUAAGAGCAUGGACGCUGUGCUUGCUUUCUGUAAAAAUGAAGACCCGCCCUCCAAGACCAAGCUUAGUGUCUCAGCCUGCCUUCAUUGAGUUUAGUUACAUCAGUUUACAGCAUAGCCUAAAUGACCAGAAGCAUUUUAUGCUAAUUUCCAAACUAAAAUUACUUAGCGAACAUAAUAAAAGGUGUAUGAAGUAGCUGAUUAUGUGAACAAUAGCACAAAAAACACAUCACAAAAUCAAUAAUAGGAUGAUUAACUAGCUACAGUAUUUAUGUAGCCAAUCAGAUCCAGCCAACACAUUUAAUACGAAAAAUAGCCCCGCCUUCUUACGAUAUACCGAGCGUUAGGAAUGGGCGAUAUGGCCUUAAAAAUAAAAAAAAAUAAGAACAGUGUGAAUUUUCUUUUGCUAAAAAUUAGAUAAUUAGGGGUGGGUGAUGUGGCAAGAUAUUUCAGGGUAUAAUAAUAUCGUUUGAUAUUCAAAAAUGUUGGCAAAAUUAUUGCAAACGAUACAAAAUGGCACACUCCUAACUGAGAUAUUAAAAAAAAAAUACAAGAAUUUUAUCAGAUUUGUAACAAAAGUCACUGAUCUAGAAUGAUACUAAUAAUACUAAUAACGUACUCCAAAUAUCUCCAUUUAUCCAGUAUUAAAGUAAAAUAAAUGAUACUGGACAGAUAUUGGAUAUAAUCUGUCUCUGGUAGAUAUAUUAUAGGAAAUUAAACCAGUGUGAAUUUUACUUUUGCUAAAAAUUAGAUAAUUAGGGGUGGGUGAUAUUUCAGGGUAUAAUAAUAUUGUUCGCGAUAUUCAAAAAUGUUGGCUAUAUAUUAUAUAUAAUUUAUAAACUGCAGGAUUUCUGUAGGACAAUUUAAAAAAAAUGUGACAAUAAUAUUAGCACAGAAAAAAACUAAAUGUUACGCUAAAAAAUACACACACAAAAAAAAGUAAAAAAUCAUUGUGGUGGGCGGAGCUACAUGCUUGCUGUCGUACUGCAACCAGACCUGUCGUAGCUACACUUUAAAACCACGGUUCCAAGAGAUGUUGUGCCGCCGUCCAUGCUCUUUUAUAUACAGUCAUCGUGGGAGGAACUGACUGAAGUACCGAGUUUGUUUUUCGUUUUCGUUUUUCUCCGUAAAAGUGGCGAAAAACAACAAAAAAAAAGAAUUGCGCUGUUCUCCAGAAUGUUUAAACGUAUCCGUGGUUGACCGGCAUUCGAACCGCAUCAGAUUAAAUUGUUCUUCGUUUUUUUUGUAAUCAGUCCGUUGCCAUUUGAGUACAUGCGUUUUUGUACGACGGUUCUUUUUUACGAUAAAAAAAAACAAACGUGAUUGCGAUAAAAAGACUUCCAGAUGUGAGAUGAUAAUGAUGAUGAUGAUUGUAGCUGAGACAACACAGCCUUGGACUCUUCUUCGGUUACAUAUAAAACGCUGUCUUGUUCAGCCAUCAGAACCUCACGCACACACACACACACACACACACACACUACCCCAGCCUGGCGUUGGGUACAGGAACUUGUUAGCAUGUUAGCAUUUUACUACUACAGGGGUUUUCCACGUUUAACGGAAUCUUAAUUUGGUCGUGUUGCGGUAGGAGAGUCUCGUAGAGAGAGAGAGCGUAGUAGAAGGUUCGUAGAUGUACGAGGAAAGUAUUUAAGUUUGGUUUCUAACGGGGACUUUUAAUUUAUGCUUGUAAUCAAAAAAGUGUAUUUAAAUAAAACAUCGAUUUUAUCAUUUGUUAAAAAAUGGUUUUGUACCAUGGACUUCACAAUUCAUUAAAUGUACUCAAAUUA